Molecule: messenger RNA, 1365 nt
Organism: Colletotrichum orchidophilum
Lineage: Eukaryota; Fungi; Ascomycota; Sordariomycetes; Glomerellales; Glomerellaceae
Product: pectin lyase
Exons: 2
Coding region: 1-1365 (454 amino acids)
Biological process (GO): carbohydrate metabolic process
Cellular component (GO): extracellular region
Molecular function (GO): cellulose binding; pectate lyase activity
Source: RefSeq, a predicted model, not a curated record
AUGAAGUCGGCUUCAACCAUCUUGGCGGUCUUGGCGGUCGUUGCCAAUUUGACUUCAGCCCAGACCGUGAUCGGAAAGGCGGAAGGUUUUGCGGCCGGGGUUACUGGAGGUGGAAGCGCUGCCGCCGUCACUCCCCAGGAUAUUGAUGAGCUGAAAAAGUACUUGACCGACAACGAGCCCCGCGUCAUUGCUCUUUCUCAGGAGUAUGACUUUACCGAGUCCGAGGGCACGGAGACCGGCACGGCAUGCGCCAACUGGGGCACCGGCGCCGCUUGCCAGAGAAUCAUCUUGGACGACUGCGGCAGCGCCGUCAAGGAGACGGACACUUGGUACAAGGCCGCCCGCACGCCUAUCGAUGUUGGGUCUAACAAGACCAUCAUCGGUGUCGGUAACAAGGGUGUCAUCAAGGGCAAGGGCUUGAGAAUGAUGGGCAGCAAUGUUAUUAUCCAGAACAUUGAGAUCACUGACUUGAACCACAAGUACGUUUGGGGAGGUGACGCUCUGUCGUUCGCCGGGGCUGACCUUGUCUGGGUCGAUCAUGUCACGACUACCCGCCCCGGUCGCCAGCACUACGUGUUUGGCUUCACCCCCAGCAAGCGCAUCACCCUAUCCAACAACUUCAUCAACGGAAACUCUACCUACUCCACUGGCUGCGAUGGAUACCACUACUGGACUUUCGAGAUGGUUGGCACAGCCGACCAAAUCACCAUGAAGAACAACUACGUGUACAUGACUUCCGGCCGUGGUCCUGCCCUGAGCGGUUCAACCCUGCUUCACGCCGUCAACAAUGUGUGGGAGGACACCAAGGGACACGCCAUUGAGGGUGGCGACGCCACGGCUCGCGGCAUCUUUGAGGGCAACGCCUUCGUCAACGUCAAGCAGCUCGUUUCUGACUACCAGGGCAAGCUCUUCACUGCCCCUGACGCGACGACCGCCGCCCAGUGUAAGACUGCGCUCGGCAGAGCUUGCGAAGUCAAUGUUUUCGAGGACACCCCCGACUCGUUCAAGUAUACUGAUACCUCUUUCUUCAACGACUUUCAUGGCCUCACCAUCGCCAGCGCCGCAGCUGGCAGCGAGAUCAAGAACAGCGUCCCCAGCAACGCCGGUAUGGGCAAGCUCAGCGCUUCCUCUUCUUCCUCUGGUGCUACAAAGGUCACUGCUGAAGAGACCCCCGGUACCGUCAAGGCCGCUCCCUCCGCCGCUCCCAAGAUAUCUACCUCUGCUGCGCCCAAGCCUUCCAAGGCUGCUAUCCCCGGCGCGGUCGCUCUCUGGGGCCAGUGCGGUGGCAAGGGUUUCUCCGGUAGUACCACCUGUUCGUCUGGAAAGUGUCAGUUUUACAACGACUGGUACUCCCAGUGCAUCUAA